This is a messenger RNA of Porites lobata, 6722 nucleotides long. The record is from the annotation of a GenBank genome assembly. NCBI's taxonomy places the organism in Eukaryota, Metazoa, Cnidaria, Anthozoa, Scleractinia, Poritidae.
AUGCGAAAAGUUGUAUUAGCUUUGUUGAUGCUGGCGAUCCUUGCUGUAACGGCGGAUGCUAAGCCUCGUCCCAAGGUAAGUCAUGAGUUUAGCCAGUCCAAUUACUGACCGGAAACGAUGUAAAAAAGAUCCCAUCAGCAAGUAAUAAAAUUCUCUGUUUCCGGGCUUUUUAACAAUAAAUAUACAUACAAAAAUAAUAAUUUAUUUUUUUUCAGCCUACUUUACUUAGGUGUUUUACAAUAGGGUCCUGAAAAAACGAAAUAAAUAAAUGAAUAUAAAUGUAAGCAAAACAGCAACAAGAAAAACUAGUUAAAUAAAUAUAAAAAUUACUACUAAAAACUAAAUAUCCUCCCUCAAUCCAACAGCACCUAAACAUACAAAUCUGAGAUUAUUUUAAUAGAGUGAUGCUAAAACUACUAAAUACAAAUAUUUAUAAAUAUAAAUUACUAUAAGGUAGCCCCCGUGCCCUUUAUAAGCUUCUUAAAAGCAAGAAUAUCCCGGCCCAGCUUCUGCGUGUAUCAUGAUUCAAAUCAUUCCAGUCAUUACUACAUGUAGCAAAAUUAAUUGAUGUCCAAUGGCUCCAUUUGCGCUUAGCAUUAGUGUAACGUAUGUUGAACUUACAUCUGGAAUUAUACUCAUGAAAAUCUUAAUGAUAUCUUAGAUCAAUCCUAAGUGAGAAAAGGUUGUUCCUACAUUUAUAAAUGAAUAUUAAACGAUGCAACUUUCUUAUUAUCUUGAGAUUUACCCAAGAAAGCCUCCCUAAGGCAGAACUUGCAUGCAGACGAUCGAUAAGAAAGGUCUAAGAUGAUACUUCCAGAAAAAUUGGGUGGGGUGUGCCCUACGCUUCCUGAAACCCUUACCCUAUUUCAGACCAAAAUCUGUGUUUUUCCCUACUCUUUCUCAGACCUGAUGAAAGAUUCGAUACCCAAAUUCAGACGGGAUUUUUAACAAAAUGGGUGAUGUCCCUUAAAAAAAAAAGCGUUUGAAGUCCAGAUUGCUAUAAAAUUACAAGUUACGAGAAAAUACCGGGUGAAAGGCAGAAUACAUGCAAGUCCAGAGAGAAAAGAAAAAAACAACGUUCUGUUCAAAGUCGGCGCGGGUAAGAAGACUGAAGCAAGAAGACUGAACUUGAUUAAGUUUGUUCAUUUAUGGUGGCUCCCCAGAGUAAAUUGGCGGUGCGCAGCCUUAGCAUUAGUAUGGUGCCAGCUUUAAAAUCCGCGCGACGUCCACGCAAAAAUAAAAGAAAAAAUGGCCUCUUAGUUUCGAAAUAUUCCCACCCAAAAAAUUAAACUUUAUUAACUUUCUGUUGAAGCUCAUUGUUCAAAAAGUUUGACUAGUGUAGGUCAAACAUUUAUGAGAGGAGACAAUGUUACACCGGUUACAAGUCACUAUCGAUCUCCAUAAGAGUAAAUAGCUAGUAAAUUGUAUGUAAAAACAAAGCAGAAAUUUUCCAAAGACAUCAAUUCUUUCGCUUCAAAAGUAGACAAAUGUUAAAUAGUCGAAGUAAAUGGUGAGUGGAAACUUUACUAAGAAAAUAAAGAAGUAAAUACACUAACUCAGAAUGAAGCAAUGUUGCUGUUUCUUGCCUUUGGUUCACGGUCAGUGGAAAGAUAUGAAAGAUUGAGCCAAUUCCCGAACAAACACUGAAGAUUGUCUUCGCUGGCGGAGCUCCUCUGUCACUUAAUUUCUCUUACAUUUGAUUUGAUUUAAGUAAUUCUAUAAGUGGCUUUAAGACAAGAUUACAGGGAGUGUAAACUCUUUUUUUUGUUUUGCCGACUCUAUAUCACAUUGUUUAAAAUACCAAGAGAGGAUAAAAAGGACGGAGAAGGCAUCCCCCAUACACACCCUAUUCCAUAGGUAAUUCGUCUCGAGUUAUUUUUAACACCACAAAUCUCAAGGGGGAUUAGACAACAGCCAAUCACAUAACGCGAAUGUGUUCCGCGUGGAUGACCCACGCUCAGAGCCACGCGUCUUUCACGAAUUGACGCAGAACAAAAUGGAGGACGCGGAGAGCGAUAUUUCUAUUCGUUUUGUCGACGAAGAUUUUUGCUAAAGCUUUGUCAGCGAAACGGAAUUUAAAAAAGAAUCGCCCUUUCUCUCUUGUGUGGAGCUAACAGUACAGCGCUGAACAUUCUCUCACCCCUCAUUUAUUAUUUACAGUUUGAAGAGAGAAAUUUCUGGUUUGAUAUUUAUUCUUUUAUUAGUCCUUUAUUACUCAACAAAAAUAACACUUGGCGUCCUACUUGCUUUAUUGUACAAACGACCGGUUUCAAUAGACCGGCGAAAUUUCUCAUUUUAUUAAAGCACUGAGGUUACGACGUCUUUGAGUUAAACUGAUUUCACGGGUUGUCAAAGAGUCCAGCGAUUCCCUUUUCACAGGUGAGCGGCGACUCAUUUCGCUUCAAAAUUCAGGAAUGCUCUCGAUCUCUUUACGCUUUCAUUGCCUUUCGCCCGACACGUUUUGCACGGCAUUUAGUCAUGCGAAACCCCCCCGAAACAUCCACGCAGCGCGCGAGGUAACUUUAUCCCGAUUCUAAAAAUAACUCGAGACGAAUUACCUAUGGAAUAGGGUGUGUAUGGGGGAUGCCUUCUCUGUCCCCUUUAUCCUCUCGUGAAAAUACUUAUCAGAAAAAAGGUUUCCCACUUAACUUGUAUCCUAAUCAAAGGAACCUUUCCAUCGACAAACCAACAUCCUUGUAUUUUUUCUUGUUUCAAACGUCCUUCAGCACACAUGCAAGACGCACUAGAAAAUGUUUUUGCACGACGAGAAAUACUUUUUACUCGCAGAUUGACCCUUGACAAAAGCAAUAGUUGUCCAUCGAGACCUACCGUCUUGUACGUGUAGCUUAGGACAUGAUGUACGAUUUAUAGACCGGUGCCAUCUUUUACAGCAGACUUUUAAAGAAAAACGUCGCCGUAGAAAUUAUCCCUAAAGAAGAACAAGGUUGAAAGAAGAGGGCUGACAUUUGAAGAUCUGCAAACAGUGUACAGCAGAUUAGGAAAUGAAGGGCUUAUUAGAAUCCUUGCACAACCACCGUCUUCAUUUCGGACGAUCGCCAUCUUCACGAGUGACCACCACGGUUCGAAUUUUAGCGACAAUAGUCAAGUACUUCGAAGAAAACAUCCUGUGUUAGGUAUAAAAUUGAAUCCGCUAUCUCUCCUUUUUGGACUGGCGAGAUAUUACCCUAAUAAUACUAAUAAAGGGCUUCAAAACAAUGGCUUUCUUACUCUUCAAAGAAACCACAUGUUUUCAGUAGCUUUGUGCAUUAUACGCCUGCGGGCGUGAUGGCUUUCCUAGAGGAUAAAACGUCAGCACCUCACGUUUUCAGUAGCUGUUCGUUCACCACUCGCGCACAUUUUGAGAAAAGUUGAGUGAUGGUCAGUUGUUAUGGUUAGUUAUAUGGUUACGAGAUAUGACGUCAUAAGUAGCAGGUGGUCAAGCCAUGUUUGAGUGAAAGUACAUGUUUUUUCAACUUUUUUCAACAAUAAAAGUAAUUUAUUUAUAAUUCACUUAUGUGUUAUUUUUCAUGUAAAGGGCAAAAAAUUUCCAUUUCUCGCGGUUUUAACCUGAUUUUUAGUUCUUGUUAAAAUCCAAGAUGGUGGCCAAGAUGGUGACCAUUGUUGGUGACGUCACAGGCCUCCAGCAGCUCAACCACCUAUAAAAUAUACCUCAUUUUGUUAAGAAGAUUAAAGGCUUUUCACUAAAGGUAAAAUCGUUUCGAAAUACUGCAACAAAUCAAAAACUCCGGGGAGGGUUCCAUCCACCCACCCACCUUGUACCACGGUCGGGGUAUGACUUUGCGUGUAAGUCCGAGAGUUAAGGAUUUUCUUUUCAAAUAUUCGCCGAAUAUUUGUUUGGAAUUGUUAGCGGCCAAGUGGAUGAACCGUUGAGCAUUUAUGCUAUUAUAGUUCUGCUCCGUUACGUUUGCCCAAUAAUUUUUUUCAACAAUCUAAGUUAUCAAUAAACAAACUACGUUUAGUUAAAAUGGCUAAUACUCUAAAUCGAGGUGGCAUGGGUGAUAUAAUUAUUGACCUUCCAAUUUCUACCAAUUUUGUGUACCUUUUAAGUACCGAAAAAAUGCUGGGAGAAGCUAUAGCCGUUCGUAGCUCAGGCUUAACCAUUUUCUGAUAAAAGUAGGUAAAUGCAACGGGGAAGGGUAUAGUUCUUUGCAGCUGUACGAGUCACGAUUAAGUUAUUUCAAUCAUAAGGCUAGAAUUAUUAUUGUAAACCUCUUUCAGCUUGCCAAUAAAUAAAUAUUAAAUAGAUAAAUAAAUAAAAAGCUCUUUAUUAGGUUCCAAAAAACAAACGUUCUGGAUUAUAAUAGGCAAUUAAAUAGAAUUGAAGAGGCAUCUAUUAAUAAAACAGCGUUUAAAACGUUCGGUCCUAAUCUGAGAAAGUAUAUAGGAAUGACCACGAUUCCUUAGCAAACUUGUUUUACUGGGUGGGAGGAGAUCUACCAAAGGGCCUUCAAGAGACGUAGUUAUAUUCUUCCAUAACUUAUUAUCUUAGGACUCUAAAAAAAAAGCAUUUUAUUUGAGUGUCAAUAUAUUAGCACGAAAGUACCAAUUGGGGACACUAUAUUUUACGUCUCCAACUGGAGACGGGACCGCCAUUUUACGUGGUCAUCCGAGCCACGCGAAGGUCUAGCCUGUUGCAGUGCAAAGGGAGUACCUUCAUUUCUCGGUUAUUUUAAGUGCAAAGGGAGUACCUUCAUUUCUCGGUUAUUUUAAGACCCUGAGUAUUGUUCCGGCCCCACGAAUCGAACCCGCGACCUCCCGCUCUGCAGUCAACACGCUCUACCGACUGAGCUAACACUGCCGCGGUAAAAGGAGGAAACCAAAACGAACUGCUCUUUUCUGAACUUGUCAAUUUUGGAAAGAUACUUAUCAUAUCUAGCAACACUCCAUACUAAAAUGCUAUAAGUAAAAAUAGGUAUAAUCAAACUAUGGAAGAGGUGCUGUAGAAAGUCUAGACUAUAGCCAGGUUUCUUGCACACUCGUAAUAUGUGUAUACGCCUUCCUGCUUUGCUAAGAAGGGCAUCAAUUUGCUUGUCCCGAUUUGUAGGAUUACUAUGAAGGCAAACACCUAGAAGAUUAAGAAAUUCUUCCUGAUUGAUAUCAAAAGUGAUAGUGGGGAGGGGUCUCUCAACGUUACCCUUAACAACCAUCUCCUUAGUUUUAGUAAGGUUUAUAGUCAUAAGGUUGUCCAGGGCCCAACUGAGUAUUUUGCACUUCUUGGGGAGCUUGGUCCAUGUAUAGUGCCCUAAGGCACACCUCUGUUUAUAGGCUUAAGGGGGGGUCGUGUCACCGUCAGCUAUAAUUACUCUUUGUUGUCUAUUAAAUGAAAAAUUAAUCAUCCAAUUAACAAUGUAGGGAUUGAUGGGCAAUUAUGAAGUGAUUCAGUGAGUCAAAAGGCUUGGAGAAAUCAAAGGCAAAAACCCUAACGCCCUAACGCAAUCUUCUCCUCCAGUGUCAAGCCAUUUAAGCCACAUGUGUUGGCUUUUAAUGAGAGCCUGGAAAGUAUUCGUAACUUCCCUAUAUGCAAAUUAAUCUAGCAAUAGAUAGGAUCUAAUUACAGGCUUAACUUCUUAACUUAAUUUGAAAGCAAAGAGAAUUCAAACCUUAGAAAAUGCAUUCAGUACUUAGGACACCAUUCCAAGGCUACAUGCCAAAAAUCAGCCAAAUCGAUGAGGUACCCGGUGUCAGGCCAAAGUUCGGAUUUUACAGAAAAUCACUUUUAACACUUAGAUCUACAGUUUCGCAUAGGUUACUGAAUUGGUUUAAGCCUUUAAGCGUUAACAAAGUUUUUUCCAAAGCAGGGACGUCUAAAUCCAUGGAAGUUUAAGACGUAGAUUUUUUCCUUUUAGAAACCUUUGGCGCAACUUUCAGGGACGUUGUCGGAGGCUCGCAUCUUCACUGCAGAUACUUGUAAGAUUUUAGUAUUAAAAUGCCUGACAACAGUUAUUAACAGCUAACCGUUUAAAGGGGCUACGUCGCGGGGAUGUAUUGCUGUAAAGUUCAGUGCGUUUACCCAUGCACAAAAUGCUCCUUUAGAGUGAAGAAUUUCAUCAGGGAGCACUUAUUAUGAUCGUUUUUGGGUGAUUUUUGCAUAAUAGCAUUAAAACGUUAUUUCAAGUUUCAAGCCAUGUUUAUGCGCUGGUUAUCCAUAAAAAACAGACGAUAGGAAACAGCUCCAAUGCGUAAAUAUAGUCUUAAAAGACAAAUCUGGACCAUUAGCGGUUAUAGAAUUCGAUUGAUGCGAAACCUGAUCGUUUUAGAUUUUCAACUGAGAGAUGGGAAAUAGCACAACUUUGCCCCUUUAAGACCUGGUUAACAUGCAGUUUGAACAUAUUUUAAUCUUUUAGUUACCCUUUUUGCUAGGGCUGUCUGACCUUGAGAACGAUGAAGCAUUUAAAGGUUUCAAGUCUGAACACGGCCUAUUGGAAGUAAAGCAACGUGGUGCCUAUUACAUCUAUGCUCAAGUGUUUUUUGAAAUCUACCAAGACGGCCCUGAAUAUCACAACCGUGUGGCAAUAACUGUAAAUGGAAAACCAUUUGCCUUGAUGCAAACAGGCCUCGGAAACAAAGCUGACUAUGGCAGCGUUUACACAGGUGGAGUUAUCCGGUUGAAAAAGGGCGAUAAGAUCGGCUUGAAAACCGUUUACGAAAGCAGGUUAUGGCUGUCAGCUAAACAUACCUUCCUCGGUGCAUAUAAAAUUUGA